UCAAGCGUGGAUGGAUCAGAGAGAACCACGGAUCUAUUCCUCCCACACCGGCUUCACUCCACGCGUCUGGUUUUAUUGAGAGUCGAGUUGAGACUGAGCAAAGACCCUGCAUACAGUCCGAGCGGCUCAGGCGUGCUCAGAAAUCCUGGAGCCUUAUUUAAUUACUAAGUAAAUGCCCUGACGGGUAAAGGCCAGCCAAGAGCACUCGGGCGCGCGCAAGGGUCACGGCUAGGCUGAGUGGUGCCAGCACCCGCAGCGCAGAAGUCUGGCUGCAGCAGCAGGGUCUGUGUCGCUAGCUGCCCGCUGAGAUCUGAGGAGCAGAUUGUUGGGAUCGCUCAGGGCUCAAAGACUGGUGGAAAUCCGAUGGGAAAGCCCCGGACGUGACGGCUUUGCGCGGCCCCGAGCACCCCCCUUCCCAUCCGUCAUCCCCCUGCGCGCUCUCCUGGUCCACCGUUCCCUCCUACCCGGUGGAUUGCAGACUGGGUACAAGUAAACAGCUGGCGGAGCGAAGCCUCCAGACCCAGGCCAGGUGGGAGUUCCCACUCUCCGUGGGGCCUGGGCUGCUGCUCCGGGGCCCUUGCAGAACCCGGAGUUGUGCAAGGCCGAGGUAGGAGCAUGCCGGGGCUAUGGAGGCAGAGGCUUCCUUCGGCGUGGGCUUUGCUCCUCCUGCCAUUCCUGCGGCUGCUGAUGCCCGCAGCUCCCGCACCCCACCGCGGGUCCUACAAGCCAGUGAUCGUGGUGCACGGGCUCUUUGACAGUUCAUACAGCUUCCGCCACCUGCUGGACUACAUCAACGAGACACACCCCGGGACUGUGGUGACAGUGCUUGAUCUCUUCGAUGGCAGAGAGAGCUUGCGGCCCUUGUGGGAGCAGGUGCAAGGGUUCCGAGAGGCUGUUGGCCCCAUCAUGGAGAAGGCCGCUGAAGGGGUACAUCUCAUCUGCUACUCCCAGGGGGGCCUGGUGUGCCGGGCGUUGCUGUCUGUCAUGGAUGAACACAACGUGGAUUCUUUCAUCUCGCUGUCCUCUCCACAGAUGGGGCAGUAUGGAGACACGGACUACUUGAAGUGGCUCUUCCCGACAUCCAUGCGGUCUAACCUCUAUCGGAUCUGCUAUAGUCCUUGGGGCCAGGAGUUUUCCAUCUGCAACUACUGGCAUGAUCCUCACCACGACGACCUGUACCUCAAUGCCAGUAGCUUCCUGGCCCUCAUCAAAGGGGAAAGAGACCAUCCCAAUGCCACUGCGUGGCGGAAGAACUUCCUCCGCGUGGGCCGUCUGGUGCUGAUUGGGGGUCCUGACGACGGAGUCAUCACCCCUUGGCAGUCUAGCUUCUUUGGUUUCUAUGACGCCAACGAGACGGUCUUGGAGAUGGAGGAGCAGCCGGUUUAUUUGCGAGACUCCUUUGGGUUGAAGACUCUCUUGGCCCGGGGGGCCAUAGUGAGGUGUCCCAUGGCUGGGAUCUCUCAUACCACCUGGCACUCCAACCGCACUCUCUAUGAUACUUGCAUCGAACCAUGGCUCUCCUGAAGAUGCCCUCAGGAAUCCCCCGGCCCAGAGACCAAGUGGUGGCCUUGGGAAACAGAUGCCAGGCUUCCACACUGCCCCACCCCACCAGGGCUCCCUGAAUUCUCCCCUGCCUCCUCUGUGAAUGACAAGUCCUGGUCCCCUACCUCAUGUCCUCUUCUGGGGAUGUCUCCACACUCUCCCUUUCUCCCACGGCUGAGGUUGGGAAGCGAGCACCAGGUUUUUAACUGGCUUCACUGCGGCUGCUGCUCCUCCGGGUCUGGCUGUACCGGAGGAGAACCCAGCCCCUGCCCACCACAGGGGCCCUUCCAGGCCACUCAGGACAUUUUUAGCUUCUGUUUAGUGUCCCCCUUUUCUCAACUUCCCUGUCGCCAGCCUCCCCACCAAGAGGGACGCCCGUGAGGGGUUCUGAGGUUCCCCUAUGGGGACAGUUCACUUUUGAAGUGUCAGUGUUGGGGAAUAUCUGUGGCCUGCAAGGCCCAUCUCAGGUUUGGGGAUCCCCCAGUCCCUAUGAUCAGUGUUGGGGUAUCCCCUGGGAGCCUAGGUUCUUUGAGGCCCCAGCCCCUCUUUUAACGACCCCUGAGUUCCCUGUAUUUAUAAAAAUAAAGUUCCCUUUCCUCA
This is a messenger RNA of Alexandromys fortis (reed vole), 2142 nucleotides long. RefSeq names its product palmitoyl-protein thioesterase 2 (gene Ppt2). The coding region runs from base 616 to 1524 and encodes 302 amino acids. The record is from RefSeq and is a predicted model, not a curated record. Lineage: Eukaryota; Metazoa; Chordata; Mammalia; Rodentia; Cricetidae. Gene Ontology annotation, cellular component: lysosome. The transcript has 10 exons. Gene Ontology annotation, molecular function: thiolester hydrolase activity; palmitoyl hydrolase activity.